Molecule: messenger RNA, 3131 nt
Organism: Brienomyrus brachyistius
Lineage: Eukaryota; Metazoa; Chordata; Actinopteri; Osteoglossiformes; Mormyridae
Exons: 5
Coding region: 2004-2882 (292 amino acids)
Source: RefSeq, a predicted model, not a curated record
CGUACUGACUAGUAGCGACAAACGUAACAAAUAUUACGGCAAAUGAAAUACUUUGGUGUACGGCAGAGGUGCAGAGUUUGCUGGAAAUUUUUACGGACUACAGUGUCCAGGAACAACUAGAUGCAAAACACAAGAAGUCCGAGAUAUUUGUUAAAAUACGGGGCUACCUUCUUAUAUGUGCAGCACGAUUCAAUUGUAUUCGCUUAGUUGCUUACUGGAUAAAUCUAUGAGGGCUGUGUGUCAAUGCACGCAAGACAACCCCAGAUAAAUCGCAAAAUAAGGACAAUCAUGAGCUCCGAUAUUCUGUGCAGUAGUGCUGUUCUUCAACACAAAAGACAACGCAUGAAACAGAAAAGCACAACACAGAAAGUAGCACGGUGAUAACGAAAGCGUGUUCAGGCCUGAAACUUUAAGUGCAAUGUGUGCGCUGAUCUGAGAGGCAGUCAUACUAAGUCACAGUGAGUACACCCACAGAGGCGAUCCUACUGGGCCUCUUGUUUUCGUAUUGAUCCACAGAAAUUAAAAGGACCUAAUGCAGUGGCACUUUAAAAACUGUAUAAUGCAUAAUAAGGACUGAAACAAAGGCCUGAGGAUAGACCCUCUGUAUGCAGCACAGUCUCACCUCAAGUAACUGAAAAUAUGUCAGCUACUUUAUACUCGUGCAUAAGAGAAAUAUGCAGGGCUGCCAAUUCUAACGUAUGUGACGUGACACACGCUCUCUGACUCUCGCACUCAUGCCAGAGAUCUUUCUUUUUAUUAUUUUUUUUACUUUUUUUUAAUUAUGCAUGCAAGAGAUCUUAAGACAAGUCUAUAUUAUUCCAUUAUGAACUUAAAAUUUGCGGCAUCAAAAGUGCUGUGGUAGUUUCAAACCAUACUGACUACAACUAAUGAAGCUACCCUGUGAGCUAAAAUGAUACUUUGUAAAGACCAACUAUCAUUUAUUUUAUGUUGCUAAAAUAAGAUUUCAAAUAUUCUUAAAAUAUCUGUUCCUGUAAACAACAGAACAAAGACAACAUCAACAAUGUUUUCCUUUUAACUGAUAAGAAAUACACAGAAAAUGCAUCAGUGGACAAACACACAUCGUAAAGAUUAUAACCUCUGACAGUAUGUACUGGCCCUCACUGUUUUCUGCAGUGUCUCUCCCUCUCAGCUCUUCAUUUCACACUUUAUUUUUGUAUCUGCAGAAAAUAGCUGUGAGUCACAUGAAUGACACAGGAAACCAAGCAAACUGACUUAAAUUUCUUAAAUAUUCCCCCUGCUCUGGCAUGUUCGCCCCAUGUCGGUGUGGGGUUUCCUCUGGGUUCUCCUGUUUCACCCCACAGUCCAAAAACAUGCUGAGUGUCCACUCCCCCUUCACUCUGCCUGCUGUGUGUGAGAAUAGAAACGACAGAGACAGUGAAGGUACAGAGGAUGAGGAAGUGAGUGUCAGUCUCCACAGAUCUGGGCUCAGUGACACACACACGUAUGGAUCCUCUGAUGCUCCUGUUUCUUCUCAUUGCUGGGCUCACAGGAAGGUAAAGUGUCAGUCAGAGAUGAUCCUGACCAGCGAGUCUUCACUGUGACCAUCAACAAUCUGACAGCUGAGGACUCUGAUAGGUACUGGUGUGGUGUGAAGCAUAGUGGAGCCUCAGAUGUUGGAGAUCGGGUUAACCUGUCAGUCAUUGAUGGUCCUCCAGGGCUGUCAGUGGAGAAACAGGAGGUGACGGGUGUGGAUGGAGACAGUGUCAGUGUUCAGUGUUACUAUGGAAACAACAGAAGACAUAGGAUGUGGUGUAAGAUUGGGGGCUCCUGUGCAUCAGAGAGAUCAGUGAGUUUGGAUGGGAGGCCUGUCCUGAUCAGGGAUGACACAGUAAAUAAAGUCUUCAGUGUGACAAUGAGUGGGCUGGAGAGGAAGGACACUGGCUGGUAUUGGUGUGCUGCUGGAAUCCUGCAGAUCCCAGUUCAUAUUACUGUUAAACCUAACCCGCACGAUCACCUGCCUGCACCACCCCGAUCGUGACAGAAUGACAGACCGUAAGAAAAGGAGGAAGCAGAGGAGAAGGAAGCACCUGGAGGAGCCGAUCAGUCUGGGCGCCUGCUCCCUCGCCAACACCUGGCCUCUCGCGGAGGGCGAGAGAGAGGAGCUCGUCCUGGGCUCUGACCCAGAACCGCUCUAUCUGGGAGCCUACUCCCUAGCGAGGCUCUGGGCUCCCAGCGACGACGACGAGGAGGAUGAGCCCUUCACGUUCCCUGUGCUGGACCCUAUCCCCCCGGAGCAGCUACCGCCCCUGGACCGGUACAGUUACCGGCCCGAACGACUGGCAAAUUGGGGAGGUUUUAGGGCUGUAAGGGACUCGAUCCCCCGAGUGCCCCGGGUCCCGAAGAGGAUCGCACCCGUCUCCCCCUCCCAGGACUUGCCAGUUCUGCCUGCGCUGUCAGCGCAGCUCCCGCCUCUGCAACCUGCGCAGCCGGAGCAGCCAUCACCGCUGUCCGCUACGUCUGCGCAGCUUCCUCCACCUGCGGCUUGCCAGUCCGAGCAGCCGCCGCUGCCUGCGGACCCCACUCCCGUGCAGCUGCCGCUGCCUGCGGACCCCGAUCCCGUGCAGCCGCCACUGCCUGCGGAGACCACACCCACGCCCAAGGCGCCCUCUCUGCCGCUCCUACAGCCUGCAGCUCCCGGGCAGGCGCCCCCCCCUGCAGCAACCUGCAGCUCCCGGGCAGGCGCCCCUUCCACUGCCUGCCCUAGUGACUUUGCCCCCAGUGACUGCUCUGUCCUCGCCCCGUCAUCCUUGACCCCGAUCGAGGGCCGUUUUGUCUGUGUCCCGCAAGGGAAGGGGACACAGACGUCGGACUGGGGUCCCACCCGCCCUGCCCCCUGGCUCGCCCUCCCUCGCCUGCGCUAGGGCUCGGUUGGCACCUGCGGGUCCUGGCCCUCUGGGUCGGCUGUCGCCUGCGGGUCCCCCUCCGCGGCCUCGUCGCCCUGCCUCGCUCCCACCUCCGGUGCCUGGUCGGUCGCCUGCUAUGUCCCCUUUCCUGCUUUGUCUUUCUGCCUUCCCUGUCCUUUGUCAGCUCCUGUCUCGCGUCCUGUCUCUUGCCCUGUUUUGUGCAUCGGUCCUGUUUCCCGUCUCUCGUUGAUGGUUCUGUUUCUUUUG